This is a messenger RNA of Phytophthora nicotianae INRA-310, 1113 nucleotides long. RefSeq lists its product as hypothetical. The record is from RefSeq and is a predicted model, not a curated record. NCBI's taxonomy places the organism in Eukaryota, Oomycota, Peronosporomycetes, Peronosporales, Peronosporaceae. The transcript has 5 exons. Bases 1 to 1113 code for a protein of 370 amino acids.
AUGCAUCUCACUCGGGAAUCAACACCACCGCCCAGUCGUCUAGUGCUCCAGAACGCCAGGGACCGCUAUGAGUACUAUUCACAGGGAUUCGUGUGCGGCGAUCCUCGCGAGCUGCGAGUUGGAGUUGUGCUCAAGAUCUCGAGCGCGAACGAUACCUUUCCGACAGCGCAGGCAACGCGCUGCUCGUCAACGACGUGCGCUGGCGCAAACUACGGUCCUUCGACCUGGUUGCUGGGUCCUUCAACGCGUCCACGCGAGCUGCUCGUCAACGACGUGCGCUGGCGCAAACUACGGUCCUUCGACCUGGUUGCUGGGUUCUUUAACGCGUCCACGCGAGCCGCUCGGCUUCAAGACGCACUCACAGCUGCCAUAGACGAGGCUUUUGCCAUUGCGGGGAACGACAGCGUCAGCUCGUGCCUGACCAACAAGGGCCUUGCCCUUACCCCACCUAGAGACACUGAAGCCGCCAGCUCAGCGCUGACGGACCCGAGAGUUUUUAGCAAAAACUCACUUGAUGCCCCAGUUCACGAGGUCGUCGAUUAUACAGCCGGGGCCAGUGGUGAUGAGGUGCUUGACGCCGCCGACGAUCUUCCCCGCGCUUUUGUAGCUCGUGUGAGCGACGAUGAGGCCAACAGCUGUAGAGGACAAGCACCGGUGUCGCCGCCAUGGUCGCGUAAUAAGCUGCGGCGGACGGUAUUUCUUAACGAACGUGAAGUGACGGACGCCGACCUGCUGGACGCUCGCCGCUUUGUCGAAAGUGUACCCACCCAUUACCAGCGAAAAAACGCCGCCACCAAAGAAGUUCAAGACCGGCGAAUCUAUCAUGCUCAUUUAACAAAGGCCCAACAAGGUCAAGCUAUCCAACGCCUAGCUGGACUUCGAAAGCGGCUUCGUGAACUACAUGAGCGUCGACCUACCUACCAAGAGCCUCCCUUCAUCCCUAUAGAAGGCCCGUGGCCCACCGGCGUCACAAAGCUUACCGUGUGCAACAAUCCAGACAACGCCUCUUUUAAAGACAUAGGCGACUUCGGAGGCUGCGAGUGCGUGGGAGAUUGUUUCCUGGACUCGUGCAGCAACACUACCGGCGCGCUGUACGGCACGUCGGAGUCCUGA